AUGCGGGUGCACCUGGGCGCGCUGGCCGGCGCGGCGGCGCUGACUGGGGCGCUCAGCUUUGUGCUCCUGGCGGCCGCCAUCGGCACGGACUUCUGGUACAUCAUUGACACGGAGCGGCUGGAGCGGAGCGGCCCGGGGGCACGGGACCCGGCAGGGGCCGCCAACCGCAGCCAGCUCGAACCUCUGAGCUCGCACUCCGGCCUCUGGCGGACCUGCCGGGUCCAGAGCCCGUGCGCGCCGCUGAUGAACCCCUUCUGGCAGGAGAACGUGACCUUCAGCGACUCGAGCCGACAACUUUUCACCAUGCAUGGGACGUUUGUGAUUCUGCUGCCUCUCAGCCUGAUCCUGAUGGUUUUGGGGGGGAUGACAGGGUUUCUGAGCUUCCUCCUGCGAGCCUCCCUCCUCCUCCUGCUCACGGGGACCCUCUUCCUCUUUGGAGCCUUGGUGACCCUCGCGGGCAUCAGCGUCUACAUCGCGUAUUCAGCCGCCGCCUUCCGGGAGGCGCUGUGUCUCCUGGAGGAGAAGGCCCUGCUGGACCAGGUGGACAUCCGCUUCGGCUGGUCCCUGGCCCUGGGCUGGAUCAGCUUCAUCGCCGAGCUGCUCACCGGGGCGGCCUUCCUGGCAGCAGCCCGCGUGCUCAGCCUGAGACGGAGGCAGGACCAGGCCAUCUGA
Messenger RNA from Balaenoptera acutorostrata (minke whale), 672 nucleotides. It is a transcript of the gene TMEM114, whose product is annotated as transmembrane protein 114. The transcript has 4 exons. Gene Ontology annotation, cellular component: apical plasma membrane. The record is from RefSeq and is a predicted model, not a curated record. The coding region runs from base 1 to 672 and encodes 223 amino acids. NCBI's taxonomy places the organism in Eukaryota, Metazoa, Chordata, Mammalia, Artiodactyla, Balaenopteridae.